Jaculus jaculus (lesser Egyptian jerboa) is the source of this 4425-nucleotide messenger RNA. RefSeq names its product dynactin subunit 1 (gene Dctn1). The record is from RefSeq and is a predicted model, not a curated record. Gene Ontology annotation, cellular component: kinetochore; axon; microtubule associated complex. The coding region runs from base 283 to 4131 and encodes 1282 amino acids. Gene Ontology annotation, biological process: establishment of mitotic spindle orientation; nuclear migration. The transcript has 32 exons. Lineage: Eukaryota; Metazoa; Chordata; Mammalia; Rodentia; Dipodidae.
CACUAGCGCAGAGUGAGACUCAUCAGCUGGCAAGCAGGGUUCAGUGUCUCUGGGUUCAGGAAUCCUUGGGCAGCAGAGGGGACUUGCAUCUCAGACCCCAUCACUGCCCCCACCCCUACCUGGUGGGCCACUGAGUGAAGUCCAUGGACUCGGGAGAGCCAAGCCUGACAGCUCCCUUGUCGGUCCAUGAGGGCCCAGUGCCCUGACCCUCCUGCCUAGGCUUCUGCCUUUUCUCUGUGUCUUUGGCCAGCUGGGGGAAGGGGUAGAGGCCAGGUGAGCAACAUGGCCCAGAGCAAGAGGCACACAUACAACCGGACGCCCAGCGGCAGCAGGAUGAGUGCAGAGGCAAGUGCCCGGCCUCUGAGGGUAGGCUCCCGCGUAGAGGUGAUUGGAAAAGGUCACCGAGGUACUGUGGCCUAUGUUGGAGCCACACUGUUUGCCACCGGCAAAUGGGUAGGCGUGAUCUUGGAUGAAGCAAAGGGCAAGAAUGAUGGAACUGUCCAAGGCAGGAAGUAUUUCACAUGUGAUGAAGGGCAUGGCAUCUUUGUGCGCCAAUCCCAGAUCCAGGUAUUUGAAGAUGGAGCAGAUACCACUUCCCCAGAGACACCUGAUUCUUCUGCCUCAAAGGUCCUCAAAAGAGAGGGAGCUGAUGCCAGUGCAAAGACCAGCAAGCUGCGGGGACUGAAGCCUAAGAAGGUGGCACCGACAGCCCGAAAGACCACAACUCGGCGGCCCAAGCCCACUCGGCCAUCCAGUACUGGGGUGGCUGGGGCCAGCAGCUCUUUGGGCCCUUCUGGCUCAGCAUCAGCAGGGGAGCUGAGCAGCAGCGAGCCAAGCACCCCAGCUCAGACUCCACUGGCAGCACCCAUCAUCCCCACACCAGCCCUCACCUCUCCUGGAGCAGCACCCCCACUUCCUUCCCCCUCAAAGGAGGAGGAGGGACUGAGGGCUCAGGUGCGUGACCUGGAGGAGAAACUGGAGACCUUACGGUUGAAGCGGGCAGAAGACAAGGCCAAGCUGAAAGAGCUGGAGAAGCACAAGAUUCAGCUGGAGCAGGUUCAGGAAUGGAAGAGCAAAAUGCAGGAACAGCAGGCGGACCUGCAGCGCCGCCUCAAGGAGGCCCGGAAGGAAGCCAAAGAGGCACUGGAGGCAAAGGAGCGCUACAUGGAGGAGAUGGCAGACACUGCUGAUGCCAUUGAGAUGGCCACUCUAGACAAGGAGAUGGCCGAGGAGCGGGCCGAGUCUCUGCAGCAGGAGGUAGAGGCCCUGAAGGAACGUGUGGAUGAACUCACCACAGACUUGGAGAUCCUCAAGGCUGAGAUUGAAGAGAAGGGCUCAGAUGGGGCUGCAUCAAGUUACCAGCUCAAGCAGCUUGAGGAGCAGAAUGCCCGUCUGAAGGAUGCCCUGGUGAGGAUGCGAGAUCUUUCUUCCUCAGAGAAGCAGGAGCAUGUGAAGCUUCAGAAGCUCAUGGAAAAGAAGAACCAGGAGCUAGAAGCUGUGAGGCAGCAGCGAGAGCGCUUGCAGGAGGAGCUCAGCCAGGCAGAGGGCACCAUUGAUGAGCUCAAGGAGCAGGUGGACGCUGCUCUUGGUGCGGAGGAGAUGGUGGAGAUGCUGACUGACCGGAACCUGAAUCUGGAAGAGAAAGUGCGGGAACUGAGGGAGACUGUAGGAGACCUGGAAGCCAUAAACGAGAUGAAUGAUGAGCUGCAGGAGAACGCACGGGAGACAGAACUGGAGCUGCGGGAGCAGCUGGACAUGGCGGGUGCCCGUGUGCGGGAGGCACAGAAGCGUGUGGAGGCAGCUCAGGAGACAGUUGCAGACUAUCAGCAAACUAUCAAGAAGUACCGCCAGCUGACUGCCCACCUACAGGAUGUGAAUCGGGAACUGACGAGCCAGCAGGAAGCAUCUGUGGAGAGGCAACAGCAGCCACCUCCUGAGACUUUUGACUUCAAAAUCAAGUUUGCUGAGACCAAAGCUCAUGCCAAGGCAAUCGAGAUGGAGUUGAGACAGAUGGAGGUGGCUCAGGCCAACCGGCACAUGUCCUUGCUGACAGCCUUCAUGCCCGAUAGUUUCCUUCGGCCAGGAGGGGACCAUGACUGUGUCCUGGUGCUGCUGCUCAUGCCUCGUCUCAUCUGCAAGGCAGAGCUGAUCCGGAAGCAGGCCCAGGAGAAGUUUGAACUAAGUGAGAACUGUUCAGAGCGGCCUGGGCUGCGAGGAGCUGCAGGGGAACAGCUGAGCUUUGCUGCCGGGCUGGUGUACUCUCUGAGUCUGCUGCAGGCCACACUACACCGCUAUGAGCAUGCCCUCUCUCAGUGCAAUGUGGAUGUGUAUAAGAAGGUGGGUGGCCUCUACCCUGAGAUGAGUGCCCAUGAGCGCUCCUUAGAUUUCCUCAUUGAGCUUCUGCACAAGGAUCAGCUGGAUGAGACUGUCAACGUUGAGCCCCUCACCAAGGCCAUCAAAUACUACCAGCAUCUGUACAGCAUCCACCUUGCCGAGCAGCCCGAGGACUGUACUAUGCAGCUGGCCGACCACAUUAAGUUCACCCAGAGUGCUCUGGACUGCAUGAGUGUGGAGGUGGGGCGGCUGCGCGCCUUCUUGCAGGGUGGGCAGGAGGCUACAGAUAUUGCCCUUCUGCUCCGGGACCUAGAAACCUCUUGCAGUGACAUCUGCCAGUUCUGCAAGAAGAUCCGAAGGCGAAUGCCAGGGACAGAUGCACCCGGGAUCCCAGCUGCGCUGGCCUUUGGAUCACAGGUAUCCGACACACUCCUAGACUGCAGGAAGCACUUGACAUGGGUGGUGGCUGUGUUGCAAGAGGUGGCAGCUGCCGCUGCCCAGCUCAUUGCCCCGUUGGCAGAGAAUGAGGGGCUGCCUGUGGCUGCACUGGAGGAGCUGGCUUUCAAAGCAAGCGAGCAGAUCUAUGGCAGCCCCUCCAGCAGCCCCUAUGAGUGUCUGCGCCAGUCGUGCAGUAUCCUUAUCAGCACCAUGAACAAGCUGGCCACAGCCAUGCAGGAGGGCGAGUAUGAUGCAGAGCGACCCCCCAGCAAGCCUCCCCCAGUGGAAUUGCGGGCUGCAGCCCUGCGUGCAGAGAUCACAGAUGCUGAAGGUCUGGGUUUGAAGCUUGAAGAUCGAGAGACAGUCAUCAAGGAGUUGAAGAAGUCACUCAAGAUUAAGGGAGAGGAGCUGAGUGAGGCCAAUGUCCGGCUGAGCCUCCUGGAGAAGAAGCUGGACAGUGCUGCAAAGGAUGCAGAUGAGCGUAUCGACAAAGUCCAGACACGGCUGGAGGAGACCCAGGCCCUGCUGCGGAAGAAGGAGAAAGAGUUUGAGGAGACAAUGGAUGCACUGCAGGCUGACAUUGACCAGCUGGAGGCAGAGAAGGCAGAGCUAAAGCAGAGGCUGAACAGCCAGUCCAAGCGUACAAUUGAGGGACUCCGGGGACCCCCGCCUUCAGGCAUUGCUACUCUGGUCUCUGGUAUUGCAGGUGAAGAACAGCAGCGAGCGGGUGCCCCAGGGCAGGCUGCAGGCUCCUUGCCAGGCCCAGGGCUGGUGAAGGAUUCACCCCUGCUGCUUCAGCAGAUCUCUGCUAUGAGGCUGCACAUCUCUCAGCUCCAGCAUGAGAACAACAUCCUCAAGGGAGCCCAGAUGAAAGCAUCCUUGGCAGCCUUGCCCCCUCUGCAUGUUGCAAAGCUUGCCGUCCCACCCCAUGAGAGUCCUGGCAGUGAGCUAACAACUGGGGCACUGUAUCGCAAGACCAGCCAACUGCUGGAGACAUUAAAUCAGCUGAGCACGCACACCCGUGUAGUAGAUAUAACUCGUACCAGCCCUGCUGCCAAGAGCCCGACUGCCCAGCUCCUGGAACAAGUAGCUCAGCUCAAGUCCCUGAGUGACACCAUUGAGAAGCUCAAGGAUGAAGUUCUCAAGGAGACAGUGUCUCAGCGUCCUGGAGCUACAGUCCCCACUGAUUUUGCCACCUUUCCUUCAUCAGCCUUCCUCAGGGCCAAGGAAGAGCAGCAAGAUGACACAGUCUAUAUGGGCAAAGUGACCUUCUCAUGUGCAGCUGGCCUUGGACAGCGACACCGGCUAGUGCUGACCCAGGAGCAGCUGCAUCAGCUUCACAGCCGCCUCAUAUCCUAAGCAACCCCUGCCUACUGUCCCCUUGGUGCUGCUCUGCUAACCCCUAGGUAGAACUGCGUGGGCUAAGCUCCUGCUGCCCGUUCAGCAUCACCCCAGUCCUGCUCCUGCCCUUAACCUGGGUUUGUCCAUUCCCACCCCUGGCCUCCUCCAUGAUUGGCUGGUCAGCUGCUCCCUCUUUCCUGAGGGGCCUCAGGACAUGUGGGGGGGGGUUGGCUUGAGACCCCCACCACUAAAGGUGAGUGAGGUCCCCCGGAUUGAGGACUUUACUCUUUGAUUAAAGCAAUUUCUGCUUCA